This is a messenger RNA of Yamadazyma tenuis ATCC 10573, 2458 nucleotides long. RefSeq names its product Mdr1p (gene MDR1). Gene Ontology annotation, cellular component: plasma membrane. NCBI's taxonomy places the organism in Eukaryota, Fungi, Ascomycota, Pichiomycetes, Serinales, Debaryomycetaceae. Gene Ontology annotation, molecular function: transmembrane transporter activity. The record is from RefSeq and is a predicted model, not a curated record. Gene Ontology annotation, biological process: transmembrane transport.
AUGUCUUCUAACCAGACGUUGAGCGGGACGUCAGAAACCGGUAGAGAUAAGGCUACAUGGGACCACUCCGAAUUCAACAACAACGAAAGCUCGCUGGGGAAUCUGCCACGUCCACAAUAUCAGUCUCAAGGCACUGGGAUUUCCCGGCCAAAUAUAGUCAGAAGAAAGACCAAACGGGUAAUAGGGGUGGUGCAGCCUGACGGAAGAAGAGAAUUACAAGAGGAAGAAUGCCACGAUAAGCUUGGUUUCAGCUAUCCGUGGGCCAAAAAAUGGUACAUUUUGACGGUUGUAUUCUUGGUGCAGUUGUCGAUGAACUUCAACUCCAGUGUGUAUAGUUCUUCGGUCCACCAGAUUACUGCAAAAUAUGCUGUGAGCGAGGCCGCAGCCAGAUGCGGACAAAUGAUAUUCUUGGUGUCCUAUGCGUUUGGGUGUGAGCUAUGGGCUCCUUGGUCCGAGGAGUAUGGUAGAUGGCCCAUCAUGCAAUUGUCGUUGUUUUUCGUGAACAUUUGGCAGAUACCAGCAGCAUUGUCUCCAAAUCUUGGGGGUUUAUUGGUUGCAAGAUUUUUGGGUGGUUUGUCGUCUGCCGGAGGGUCUGUGACAUUGGGGAUGUGUGCUGAUAUGUGGGAAUCCAGUGACCAAGGGUUUGCGGUGGCAUACGUGGUGUUAUCUUCGGUUGGGGGUUCUUCGCUCGGGCCCAUUUUUGGCGGUAUCAUUGCCGAUAAGUUGGACUUACAGUGGAACUUCUGGAUCCAGAUGAUCUUUGGAGUGGUAGUUCAGGUUCUUCACUUAUUGACGGUUCCCGAAACCAGGUCCAGUAUUUUGAUAGAUAAAGAAGCAGCUAGAAGAAGAAAAGAAGGUGAAGAUGACAACAUCUACGGCCCUGGAACCUUCAGAAAGGGUCUUUCGUUCAACGAAGUGUUCACUAUCUGGAAGAGACCUUUUGAGAUGUUUUUGACUGAACCAAUUGUGUUGUUUUUGUCAUUGUUGUCAGGUUUCUCGGAUGCCUUGAUCUUCAUCUGUAUGGAAUCGGUGCCCUUGGUGUUUGUCCAAUGGGGAUUUUCAAGCAUUGCCCAAGGGUUGAUUUUCUGUGCCAUCAUCAUCGGAUAUUUCAUUGCGUACUUUUUGCAUCUUCCUGAUAUCGCCAGGCAGUUGAAGAUCUUGAAGACAGACGGUGAGGCUGCCAGAUUGGCGGAAAGACGACUUUUAUUACUUUUGUUUUUGGCUCCGUUGGAACCUAUUGGAUUGUUUGGGUUUGCGUGGACUUCGUUCGGUCCAAGCCAUUCACCUUGGAUUGCACCCGUGAUUUUUUUGACACUAAUUGCCAUUGCAAACUUCUCCAUUUACAUGUCCACCAUCGACUAUAUGGUAGCAGCCUAUGGGCCCUAUUCGGCCUCUGCCACUGGUGGUAACGGGUUUUCAAGAGACCUUUUGGCAGGAAUUGCAGCCAUGUACGCGGGACCCAUGUAUAAGAAAAUGAGUCCUAGCCACCCAUACCAAUGGGCCAGUACAUUUUUAGGGUUGGUGGCCAUAGUGGUGGCCAUCCCCAUUUAUGUUUUUUACUGGAAAGGUCCCGAAAUUAGACGGAGAUCCAAGUUUGCCCAGACCUUGGCUGCUGAUAAGCAGUUGAGAAGGGAAAAGUCGUUACGGAACUUCAGCGAAGACGAAGAAGAGAUCGAGUUUGAUGACUUGAGUCCAACCCCUGAGUCUUCUCAACCUGCUCACUUGGCAUAGAAUUGUAAAUAGAUGUUAAAUAGAUAUGAAUGGAUUUAGUUGACGGUAAGCUUUCUGAUAAUGUCUUGGUGCUGGGGAUACUGGCUUACCAACUCGUCAUACUUAAACAACUCAAACUCUUCAAACACGAACCCUGGGGCAACCAUACACCCAACCAACGCAAACCCGGUGUCGACGCUGGAACCAAAGAUAACACCCUUUGGCACUGCAAACUGAAGAACUUCCCCAUUCUCUACGUCUUUGCCCAACCUCACCGCUUUGUACUCUCCGUCCGGAUAAAUGCAAUGAAUUGUCAAUGACUGACCUUCGUGGAAGUACCAGAGUUCAUCAGAUGCAAUUCGGUGAAAAUUCGAUGGAUUAGUGUCUUCUAAGAUAAAAUAGAUGCUGGUACACAAAGCCACAUCAUUACCUUUGUUGGACUUGACGAUAUCGGAUGAUCGAUAACUCUCCAUAUAAUACCCCCCUUCCGGGUGUUUUUGCAUGUUUAAGGCCUUGGCCCACUCUGCUGCUGUUUUCACUGUCAUGAAGAUAAUAAUUGAUGUGCAGAAGCGGCUGGGUGCGUGGAAGACAAAGGUGGAUAUGUGGUACACACGACCAUAUUUGAUUUGGACCAGGAAAGUCCUCCAUGUACUGGUAUUAGUGGUAUACAUUGUGCCUGCUCCAUGCAGCGGUCAGACCAAUCACGAGGUACUAUUUCACCACCCUCAUUAACGUGUGGUGAAGACAU